Molecule: messenger RNA, 1273 nt
Organism: Klebsormidium nitens
Lineage: Eukaryota; Viridiplantae; Streptophyta; Klebsormidiophyceae; Klebsormidiales; Klebsormidiaceae
Source: the annotation of a GenBank genome assembly
AUUUUGUGAAACAAUACCCUAAAAAGUCUCGCACCUUGAGACAUGACGAAAUAGUUCACACUUCUGCGAAUUGGAGGCGCCUUCUUUGGCAAGCUUCUCUUCGGGUUCUGAACAUUUGUAUCGUUGAUCCUUGAAGCAUCUGAUUGUAGAAAGCCCUGCGGCUGACAGAAUCCAACCACAUCAAUGCUGCCAAGGCAAUUGAGCAAGUUAAAAACGGUUUCGUCAACCUACGCCAUGCAGAGUCAGCUUUGAACUGCCCUUCUCUUACAGACCCCUUUUCUGAAACCGUUUCGGGUGCUAUCCUUGCUCGAUAGAAGCUUGUUUGUCACGGUAAAAUGGCCAAUCAGGGGACUGCCAACGGCCGGGGCUACAAUGUGUUCAAGCUGCUGUUGAUUGGAGACGCAGGAGUUGGCAAGUCUUGCAUACUCCUCCGCUUUGCAGACGACACGUUUCGAGAGUCGUAUAUGUCAACAAUCGGAAUGGACUUUCGGAUACGCACGUUGCACAUGGAGAAUGAUGAGGUUGUGAAGCUGCAAAUAUGGGACACGGCAGGCCAGGAGCGCUUUCGAACAAUAACGAGCCCGUACUACAGGGGCGCGAACGGGAUCAUCGUUGUGUACGCGGUGAACGACCAGACGAGCUUCGAGCACGUGUCCAAGUGGCUGGGCGACAUGGAGAAGUUUGCGCCGGAAGAAGCGGUGCGGCUGCUGAUCGGGAACAAGUGCGACCUCGAGAUUGAGCGGCAGGUGACGACGGAGGAAGGGGAGGAGCUCGCGGCCAGCCUCGGGGUGCCCUUCAUCGAAACCAGCGCAAAGGACUCUACGAACAUCGAAGAAGCGUUCGUUUGCAUCGCCAAGGCCAUCCAAGAGAAGCAGACGCUGAUGGCGCCUGCGCGGAGUCGAGACGCCGUGUCCAUCACCGCAGUGACUGGCAAGAAGGCCAAAGGGGGCUGCUGUGGGGGCUGAAACUUUUCCGCCCACUGUCCGCCCGAGCAUUGCACAGCGGGGACUGCUUAACGCCAAAUGUACAGAUUGUAGAAUAGAGCUUGCAAUUGCAUGCGAGCAUAUUUCAGAAAAGUGGGGCAGAUGCGUGGCAACCAACCGGACUUCUUUUAUGAGCUGUUCCUGCAGAAUCGACGCUGAAGUACCGACUGACUGGUUGAGGGAAGGCGGGACAACUGGGUCUGUACUAUAAGGUCUAGCCGGCUUGAAGUUCAAUCUUUGAUGUUGGUAUAUAUAUGCAACUGAUUCCUGCUGCAAUCCUUUCCAUGUCC